Molecule: messenger RNA, 2702 nt
Organism: Oryctolagus cuniculus (rabbit)
Lineage: Eukaryota; Metazoa; Chordata; Mammalia; Lagomorpha; Leporidae
Source: RefSeq, a predicted model, not a curated record
CGACUUCUCCUGUCCCACACUCUCCGCUUUGCUCCCUGUGUGUCCUGAAGGAAGGGGAUGUGCUCCCGAGAUUUUCCACAGCAAGUGAUGACAGCAUUUGAAGACCUGGCUGUGUACUUUACGUGGGAAGAAUGGCAGAAAAUGAACAAUGCUCAGAAAAUCCUGUACAGAGAUGUGAUGCUGGAGACCUACAGCAGCCUGUUCUCCUUGGGGCACUGCAUUACCAAACCUGACUUGAUCUUCAAAUUGGAGCGAGGAGAAGAGCCAUGGAUCGUGGAUGAAUGCUUGAAUCUGAGCCUUUCAGUGGUCAUGAAAAGGGAUGACCUGAUUAGGAUCAACCAGGAAAGUCAGGACAAAAAUCUGAAUCAGGAUUUUAUGAAAAAUAACAAGACAUCAGCUCUCAAGAGAAUUGAAUUAAGAAGAACACUUAGUUUAAAUUCAAGCCAUGUUCCAACACUGAUUAUUAAAAAGCGAAUCUAUUCAGGAUUGAAGCCUGAGGAAUGCAAUAAAUGUCACACUGUGUAUCCCCCCAGGGGGCCUGAUCAACUACAGGCUGGAGAGAAAUUUGAUAACACUAAGAUACCUGGAAAAUCUCUCCAGUUCUGUGAGCCUCUUAGCCAGCUUGACAAUAUUCACAUCAUGAAGCAGCCAUUUGGACCCACUGGACAAGCAAAAGUCUUCACAAGAAAGAUGUUCUGUAAAUCUGAGAGGGUUCAUAUGGCAGAAAACUGUAAUAAGUCAACUGUCACUUUUGGAAAAGCAACGCAAAUAGAAAAAGCUAUCCAUGAAAAUUCUAGCCUCAAUAUGCAUCAACAAACUCACACAAGAAAGAAAUUUUAUAAGUACAUUUUGUAUGUUGAACCUGUCAUUCACCAGUCACAUCUUACAAUAAACCAGAGACUAAAUACAAGGGAAAAACUUUACACAUGUAAACCUUGUGGAAAAUCACUCAGUUUUAAUUCACCUUCUGAAUGUAAUGACUGUGGAAAAGCCUUUAGACAAAAUUCAGUCCUCAGGAAACAUCAGCAAAUUCACACAGGGGAGAAACCUCAUGAAUGUAGUGACUGUAGAAAAGCCUUUACACAAAAGUCAUACCUCAUAAACCAUCAGCGAAUUCACACAGGAGAGAAACUUUAUAAAUGCCUUGAAUGUGGAAAAGGCUUUCUGUGGAAGUCAGACCUCAUCAUACACCAGCGAAUUCAUACAGGGGAGAAACCUCAUAAAUGUAAUGACUGUGGAAAAGCAUUUGGAUACAAGUCAGCCCUCCUCAUACACCAGCGAAUUCACACAGGGGAGAAACCUCAUAAAUGUAAUGACUGUGGAAAAGCCUUUGGACAAAAGUCACACCUCAUCAUACACCAGCGAAUUCACACAGGGGAGAAACCUCAUAAAUGUAAUGACUGUGGAAAAACCUUUGGACAAAAGUCACACCUCAUCAUACACCAGCGAAUUCACACAGGGGAGAAACCUCAUAAAUGUAAUGACUGUGGAAAAGCCUUUGGACACAAGUCACACCUCAUCAUACACCAGCGAAUUCACACAGGAGAGAAACCUCAUAAAUGUAAUGCCUGUGGAAAAGCCUUUGGACAAACGUCAGGCCUCAGGAAACAUCAGCGAAUUCACACAGGGGAGAAACCUCAUAAAUGUAAUGACUGUGGAAAAACCUUUGGACACAAGUCAGGCCUCAGGAAACAUCAGCGAAUUCACACAGGGGAGAAACCACAUAAAUGUAAUGACUGUGGAAAAGCCUUUGGACACAAGUCGGGCCUCAGGAAACAUCAGCGAAUUCACACAGGAGAGAAACCUCAUAAAUGUAAUGACUGUGGAAAAGCCUUUGGACGAAAGUCAGACCUCAUCAUACACCAGUGAAUUCACACAGGGGAGAAACCUCAUAAAUGUAAUGACUGUGGAAAAGCCUUUGGACAAAAGACUAACCUCAUAUCACAGCAGAGAAUUCACACAGGGUAGAAAACUCAAUUGUAGUAACUGAGGAAAGCAUUUAGCUAUAAGUCAACCUUCAUCAUGCAUCAGAGAAUUCACACAAGGCACAAACCUUAUGAAUGUAAUGACUGGAAAAGCCUUUGGACAAAAGUCAAACCUGAAUGCACCAGAGAAUGCACACAGUAUUGAAACUUCAUGAGUGUAAUGACUGUGGAAAAACUUAAGUUCCAACUCCAAAUGCAUCAGAGUAUUCACACAGGGAAAUAACCUUAUAAAUGUAAUGACUGCAGAAAAGCCUUUUUCUAUAAGUUAUAUUCAUAUCAAAACAGUUCACACAGGGCAGAAACCUUAUGAAUCUAGUAAGUGUGGAAAAGCCUUUAUAAAUCAUAUGUUAUAAAUCAUAGCUCAUAUCACACCACAGAAUUCACACCAGGGAGAGACUUCAUGAAUGCAAUGACUGUAGAAAAGCCCUUGGCAAUAAGUCACAUCUCAGAAUGCAUCAGAAAAUGCACAUGAAGAGAAACCUUUUGGACAUAAUGACUUGGAAAGCUUUUCCCCAUAAUUCAGCCCUCAUUGCACAUCAUCUAAUUCAUAUGGGGGAAAACACUUCGGAUAUAAUGCAUAUGGAAAAGCCUUUAUCCAUAAGUAACACCUCAUAAAACAUCAGAAUUCACAUGGGGGAGAAACCUUAUGAAUGGAAUGAAUGUUGGAAAACUCUGCCAAAAUCACACAAUAUAACAUCAGAGAAUUUAUUACAUGGU